Scatophagus argus is the source of this 3680-nucleotide messenger RNA. It is a transcript of the gene cyp26c1, whose product is annotated as cytochrome P450 26C1. The coding region runs from base 284 to 1897 and encodes 537 amino acids. The record is from RefSeq and is a predicted model, not a curated record. NCBI's taxonomy places the organism in Eukaryota, Metazoa, Chordata, Actinopteri, Scatophagidae. The transcript has 7 exons. Gene Ontology annotation, molecular function: iron ion binding; oxidoreductase activity, acting on paired donors, with incorporation or reduction of molecular oxygen; heme binding. Gene Ontology annotation, biological process: sterol metabolic process.
GGAUCAUGGCGUGCAGCCUGUUCUAUAAAACCCCCCGCAGCCCGCUCACUGUGGAGGAAUAGUCACCGGUUUGGCAGAGGAAGAAACUUUGCAGAGACGCGCAGGAUUUGUACUCCCGCUGACGGACGCUGGCUGGAGAAUUUACGGAGGAGAAGAAGAAGCGCAGAAGGAGGAGGAGGACAAAGCGGGCAGAGGAGAUUUACGCGCCGAGAGUUCUUGAUCGGGACACAAGCGCCUUUACGCACAGCCACAGGUGGAUGCUGGGAAGCGGAGCUCGGAGGAGAUGUUUGCCCUGGAACAGUUUGGGGUGCUGUCGGCCCUGGCCACUGCGCUCACCUCAGUCCUGUCCGCGCUGCUGCUGCUGGCGCUGACCCGGCAGCUGUGGAGCCUCCGCUGGAGUCUGACGCGGGACAAAGAGAGCAGCCUGCCGCUGCCGAAGGGCUCCAUGGGCUGGCCGCUGGUCGGAGAGACGUUCCACUGGCUGUUCCAGGGCUCCAACUUCCACAUCUCGCGCAGGCAGCGACACGGCAACGUGUUUAAGACGCACCUGCUGGGGAAGCCGGUCAUCCGGGUGACGGGCGCAGAAAACGUCCGCAAGAUCCUCCUGGGCGAGCACAGCCUGGUGUGCACCCAGUGGCCCCAGAGCACCCGCAUCAUCCUGGGCCCCAACACGCUGGUCAACUCCAUCGGAGACCUGCACAGGAGGAAGAGAAAGAUCGUUGCUAAAGUGUUUAGCCGGGGGGCUCUGGAGUCCUACCUGCCCCGGCUGCAGGACGUCGUCAAGUCUGAAAUCGGCAAGUGGUGCUCGGAGCCAGGCGCCGUCGACGUUUACAGCGCCGCCAGAUCCCUGACAUUCCGCAUCGCCGUCAAGGUCCUGCUGGGUCUGCAGCUGGAGGAGGAGCGGAUUGUUUACCUGGCCCGGAUCUUCGAGCAACUGAUGAACAACCUGUUCUCACUCCCCAUAGACGCUCCGCUCAGUGGGCUGCGCAAGGGGAUAAAAGCCAGAGAAAUCCUGCACGCUAACAUGGAGAAAAUCAUUGAGGAAAAGAUGGAGCGGCAGCAGGCGGAGGAAGAGUACUGCGAUGCCUUCGACUACAUGCUGUCGAGUUCCAAAGAGCACGGCCAUCAGCUCAGCAUCCAGGAGCUCAAGGAAACAGCAGUGGAGUUGAUCUUCGCUGCUCACUCCACCACAGCCAGUGCCUCCACAUCGCUGGUCCUGCAGCUCCUUCGCCAUCCAGCUGUGGUGGAGAAAGCCAGAAUGGAGCUCGAGGCACAAGGUCUCGGUUACGAAUCCCACAGCCCCCCUGACCUCGCCCUGGUGAAAGAGGAGGACGCCGCCAACACAGAGACAAGCUGCCUGCUGAACAGAGGACAUCUGAAUCACCAGAAUCACAAUGAUGGUUUUCCACAGUCCGUGUCUCAUAUACCACAUCUGACCCUGGACAAGCUGAGUCAGCUCCGCUACGUCGACUGUGUUGUCAGAGAGGUGCUCCGCUUCCUGCCGCCAGUUUCCGGUGGUUACCGGACAGUCCUUCAGACGUUUGAAUUAGACGGCUACCAGAUCCCCAAAGGCUGGAGUGUAAUGUACAGCAUCCGGGACACCCAUGAGACUGCAGCAGUUUUCCAGAGCCCAGAGCAGUUUGACCCAGACCGGUUCGGCCCAGAUCGGGAGGAAAGUCGAUCAUCUCGGUUCAGCUACGUCCCGUUUGGUGGCGGUGUUCGGAGCUGUGUUGGGAAAGAGCUGGCACAGAUCAUCCUAAAGACUCUGGCUGUGGAGCUGAUCGGAACUUGCAAAUGGACCCUGGCCACGGAGAACUUUCCCAAGAUGCAGACAGUCCCCAUAGUGCACCCGGUAAACGGGCUCCAUGUGCAUUUUACUUACAACUACCCGCUUUAGAGACAAGCACAGACUGACACACUUUCCAAACAAACUCAUCCUCAGUCUUUUUCCAGAGAGAAAAUCUCAAGAAAGUAGACAGAACCACCCCGCCAGGUCUAAUGGUGCAGUUCAGACGCCCUUACACGAAGCAGGGGUUUAUGUUGCUGGUUUGGAGCACUUCAUCAUCUCUUCAGUGGUUUGGUUCAAAUCUAAGAAACCAGUGGUGUUUUUUUUAAGUAUUUCCCAACAUUUCCUAUCCUUAACAUGCAUUUUAAGUUAUUAAUGUAUCAAGGAGCAGCACAUUUCUUAUUUCCAAACAAAAGAUCUGGGUUUCUUCCUUUAAUAUUAUAGCUGAAUGGACUGCAUGGACCUUUCAUUUACAACAGUGACACCAGAUCAGUCAGACUUCAGAUCAGUUUCACCAGCAGUUUCAUAUUAUGCUGCCUCUAAGUAGUCUGGUCAUGCAUACUAACUUAUUGAAACAUCAAGACAUAAUGUGCAUCAGUUGGAGUGAGCUCUUCAAAACUUUUCUUGGCUCUUGUUAAGCUGGAGAAGCCUGAUUUGACCUGCACACAGCAAGUGCCUAGUGAACAGCUUGAGGUUCAUUUUCUUUACCUGAAGUCAAACACCUACGACAGAUCUGCUGUAGACAACAGGAGACAAAAGUCUUUCCUGAAAGUCUUCGUGGCUCUAGUUUCUUGUCUCAGGCAAAGCUCUAACUGCCAGCAAUGGUUUGGGCAUCAGUCAUGAAACACACUUGACAGAUGCUAAAAUCCACUCAACUCUGAUGCUUUUAUCUUUUGUACCUCUUUGUGGCUUUUACAUCACUGUGUAUUAGUUUGAUAUACAGUACAUAUCCAGGAGCUAUGAGUAAGCCACUUGACUUCCAUUUACAAAACAUUCAAGAUUUACUCUUAAACUUUUGAAAAGUCACAAAAAUGCAACUUGAACGCAGUCUGGUGGCCUUGGGGAUGUGAGGACCUCACCAAGAGAAUCAACGUGACCUACGACAUGGCUUACAGACCAGUCUCCAUUGUCUCUGUGUACCUUUCUGAACUGCCUGUGGAAUGGAAUGGAAAUGGUGCCUGUGGAGAAACAAAAAGAUAAAACAUUUAGUCUGAAAAUCUGUGACAGUUCCCAUUAAAACUUCAUCGAAGCCAGGGGUGCAGAGAAAAUUACACUUUAAGAAAAUAAUUCAAGACCCUGUUGGACAAGGGAGCGACGGGACUUUGUCUGCAUGAUGAUCUACACCGCAAAAACACCUUUACUGUUGGAUCUUGCACUUGCACACGAAUCUCACAACCAGGAUCAGGGUCCAAAUGCAUUCAAACUGCUCUGUCAAACAUGAAUGUAAUAUAUAUCCUUAACAGUGCUAUUAUGUGUGUGUGUAUCAAAUGAAGUAGCUUUAUGAAUAAGCUGUAUUUAAAAUGCAGAUGUGUCAUUUCUAUUGAAUUCUGUCUCUAACCAUAUUUGUGGUAAUUGUGAAUAGAUAAACACUAAACUGUACUGUAAAGGAAUCUUGUUUCACUGGUAGAACAUAGCAAUUGUUUAGUGUGGCAUAUGUUGAGAGUAACGUCGUUAAUUGUUGUUAUUAUUGGUCUGAUUUUAGGACUGUUUCUGUGUUGGUUUUGAAGCCUAGUAGAUGCGCUGUGAACACGGAUGGAUUCGUGGAAGGAGAUAGCACUUUCUCCACUUUAAGGAGUCUGUAUAUAUUUGUCCUGUUCUUGCAUUCAUUGAGUGUACUGGAUGUAGCUGCUGUACAGUUGAUGUAAAGAGUAAAUUAGAAAAUGAUAAACAAAAA